This is a messenger RNA of Engraulis encrasicolus (European anchovy), 11577 nucleotides long. RefSeq names its product RAB11 family interacting protein 5a (class I) (gene rab11fip5a). Bases 593 to 6205 code for a protein of 1870 amino acids. Gene Ontology annotation, cellular component: mitochondrion; phagocytic vesicle; early endosome. The record is from RefSeq and is a predicted model, not a curated record. The transcript has 8 exons. Gene Ontology annotation, biological process: regulated exocytosis. NCBI's taxonomy places the organism in Eukaryota, Metazoa, Chordata, Actinopteri, Clupeiformes, Engraulidae. Gene Ontology annotation, molecular function: small GTPase binding.
GACUGCCAAGGUAACAUAUAACAAGGAAUAUAUUUCCGGAUACAGUGAAGUUUCAGUUUCUGAGUAGAGCUCUGCACAUCUGCUCUCUGCUGUGCAAUUUUGUGGAUUCCUUCCACCUGUCACCAAGAGGUAGCUUGACGCGCGUCGCGCGUGCCAUAAUUCCAAAAUACUGGGGGCUAUUAUUCCGCAGCUGUUUUAACACAAGAGGGAGAUGUUUUCUAGACAUGUGGCUUUCUAACAAAUUGUACAUUUCCGGCGAGUUUGUGUUAUCAGGGGCACCCAGCGAGCAGCUUCCAGUCACUUCCUAGUGCUGCGGCGAGGAGACAGGUGACGUCAGUUCGCUGCUUUUGCAGAUGAGAGCGUGCCCGUCCGUCGAAAGGAGAAACGGUGAACACUCUUGAAGAGGGAACUGUGGCCGAUUUACAGAGAGUACGGGGGCGCCGGUCCUUUGCUUACACACGCUCGGAAAAUAUCGAGUCGCCGAUGCAAAGGCACGGCGAGCAGCGAGGCUAGGCUGGCUUCACCCGACACCACGAGAGCAACCGGGACACGCCGGUGACCGGAGCUCCCCGGUACCUGCGUGCAUGCGGACAUGUCCUCAGCAAUUACGGACGAUGAGCAGCAGCGGUGGGUGCCCACUCACGUGCAGGUGACAGUGCUCCGGGCCCGUGGAAUUCGCGCGAAGGGCAAGCAUGGCACUAGCGAUGCCUACGUUAUCAUUCAGGUGGGCAAGGAGAAAUACUCCACGUGUGUCAUGGAGAAGACCACGGACCCGGAGUGGGGAGAGGAGUGCUCGUUUGAGCUCCAGUGGGGGGUACUGGAGCCAGGCGGACGCGACGUCUGUCCUCCCGGGAGCUGCGAUCUGACACUCACCGCUAUGCACCGGGCUCUGAUCGGUCUAGAUGUCUUCCUUGGUCAAGCGGUCAUCCCCCUGGAUAAAGCCUUCCAGGAUCGCAAAUCCAUGAAAAAAGAGUGGCAUCGGCUGCACUCCAAGUCGGGCAAGAAAGAGAAGGAGCGUGGCGAGGUGCAGGUGACAGUGCAGUUCACGCGGCACAACCUGACGGCCAGCAUGUACGACCUCUCCAUCAAGGACAAGCCACACUCGGCCUUCGGCAAGCUGAAGGAGCGCAUCCGAGGCGGGGGCAGCAAGAAGCGUGUGGAGGCCAGCACCGAGGAUUCCGCCUCGGCCAUCAUCCCCGGGGGCUACGGGGCACUGGCGCGCAUGCGUGGCCGGUUGCCUAGCGACGGGGGCGGCGAGGAGUACUACGAGGACGACGAAGGAGGGGAGGCGCGGCGCAGCAAGAUGAGGACCUUCUUCCUGCGCGGCCGACUCCGCAAGUCGUCGGACACAAGGUCGAGCACGUCGCUGGGCUCGGAAAGCAGCGAGUCGUCGUCGCGGGGCGGAAGCUUGAGUCCGACGGCGGGCAUCAGCGUGGUGGUGUCGGACCUGUCCAACUCGCCCAGCAACAGCAGCAACCUCACAGCUGACAACAGCCCUGAGCACACCGUCGCGCCCUCCCCACAAGUCUCCCCGGUCAGGCGCGCGUUUGGCGACGACGUGUGCGAGAUCUCCAUCCCCGUCCCCCAGUCCUUCACCUACGACAACCUGAUCACCGACACGGGGGUCUCCACGUCCACUACCACUAUUACCACCACCACCACCGCGUUAGCCAACGGUCACCCAGUCAAGCACGCCCCGGGACCCCACGGCACAAAAUCAGGACCCCAGCAGCAGCAGCAUCCUAACCCCAAGCAGGUGGCACAGUUAGCCAAGCCCAAACCCAAGGCUCUCUCCCUGGCGUUGUCUCCUGCCGUGGGCUCCUUGCAGAAGGGCUCGGCCAUCUCGCUAUCGCUCCAGAACCUGACGACUGCGCCCCGGCAGGUGGAGGAGCCGCCGCUUCACGCGGGGCCUGGGGACGGCCGCCGCUGGUCGCUGGACAAGGCUGGCGAGGAGGAGCGCGCGGCCAUCGCGGCGGCCAUCGAGAGCGCCGGCAAGCUGGAGGACGAGGAGAGGCUCGCGGCCCAACUGCUCAAGAAGGAGGCGGCAGGGGAAGGGGAGGUGAAGAAACAGAAGUGGGGCCUGUUUUCGCACAGCCGGAGCGAGUCGUCGGGGAAGUCGGGGACCACGACGGGCAAGGGCGAUGUCACUUCCGGACCUUCGGAAGGGAAGCAUAAAGGAUGGUUUGGGUCCAAGGACUCCCAUUCGAAACCCAGCCACUUGGUGUCUGAGAGUGAUCCUGUCUUCGACACCAUCUUCAACCCAUCACCUUCCCCAUCACCCGAUCUCUCUCAGCUCACUCCGCUUCACCACACUAACCCUUUCAGUUCUUCACCACCACUCUCAACUGCCAAUCCUUUCCUUUCCGCUCUCCAGCAAAACCCUUUCUACCAAGACAUUUACAAUGGCGAUGCUGCACUAACCCCUAACUUGCCUUCUAUGCCCUGUUUCUCCAGCUCCGUACCCACCACCAUGUCGAUUUUUGAUUCCUCCAAUGGACAAGAGUGCCAUGGCACGGAAGAUAACGCUCUAGGUGAUGGUAAUGACGUAACCCUGACACAGGAAGUGACUGUUGUGUCACAGGAAGGAGUGUUCUUUAACCCUUUCAUGACUGACUUUGUUGGAGCUCAGCCAGGGAAGCCUGGAGGAGACCUUCAAACAGUGAACAACAUUUACCAAGACACUAAUGGUGUGACUAACGGUGUUAAACUCCUAGGUAUCUCACAGCUAAGCCCUAACAUAUCACAGACCUCUCUACCUCAGGAUGUUUACAUUGAGUUCAAUGAGUUGCACAAGUUAGCCUGCCCCCAUCCACGAUUGUUGAGCGACCAAACAGACAUGCAGAGCCAUACAGAAACAGGCCUAAAUGAAGCCUCCCCCCAGCCACGAUUGUUGAGUGAGCAGACGGACAUGCAGAGCCAUACAGAAACAGGCCUAAAUGAAACCUCCUCCAUUCAAAAGAUUCCUCACGGGUCAAAGACACAGCUGGCUGUCUCUGCCCCCUCCUGGCCAACAACAGCAGACCAGUCUCCUGAAAUGUCGUCUGGACCUCCUCCUGAAAAGGCUGUCCCUGAGCCCACAGGACUAGAGUCAGCCCUUUCGUCUCUUGAGAUCGAUUUCCGUGCGAGGAGGGAGGAGGCUGACCUUGUACUUGUAGCAGGGCUUCCUCCUCUGAGUGCCGUUGCAGAGGUGAGGGAGGUGGAGGUGUCUCCUCCUGCACAGCAGAGGAUGUCUGCGUACAGCGAGGGUGCGAGGGAGGAGGCUGACCUUGUAGCAGGGCUUCCUCUGAGUGCCACCGCUGCAGAGGUGAGGGAGGUCUCUAGUCCACCACAGCCUUCGCCCACUAAUGUUACCACCCAGGAAGUCCUUUCAGUGCAGACUGACUGCAUGACACAAGAAGUUGUUUCGGGUCACUCUUCAUCAGCAGCAGGGCUUCCUCUGAGUGCCGCUGCAGAGGUGAGGGAGGUGUAUCCUCCCGUGCAGCAGGGGGAGGUGUCUCGUCCUGCACAGCAGCAGAGGAUGUCUGCUUACAGCGAGGCCAGCUCAGAUGACACACUGGAAGCCUCUACCAUUGUAUCUGCCUCUCCAGGCCGGGAGCUGGAGAACCACCCAGAUGAUGAUGACCCCUUGCCCGUUUCUCUGAACAUGUCGCAGGAAGACCUUAAGCAAGAGCAAGAUGGAGAACUGGACAGGAAUGUAGCAAAUGAUGCAGAAAUGAAGGAAUAUGACUCCAAACUCCCCGUGGCUGAGGCUGAUCAUGUCUUCUUCGAUCACUCGGACACAUCAUCAAAACAGGCCACCAGUUCCUCUGCAGUUCAUAGUGAGUUUGAGAGUUUAUGGGGAGGGGAUGUGGCACCCUUUUCUUCAGGGGGCACAACAGAGCCGCUGAGCACAGCUGGACCCAAUGGUGGCAGCCAUGUUUUGGACUAUGUCCUUGGGACAGAAAGCCCUUUUUCUGGAUCACUCGUGUGUGUCAUGGCCUCCUCGCCCAGUGAAACGCUCAUCUCUCCAGAGUCACGCUUCACCGGUGAUUGGACUGUACCAACAGACACUAAGCUCCCCUCCAGUCACAUGGGAGUUUUACAAGAUAUGCUCUCAAAAGACAAGAAUUUACCAACCAGUGACUAUACAGGCACAUUGGAUGCUCAACAUCAAAAUCUCUUUGAUAGUGCUGCUAACUGGCCAACUUCACUUAGCGUAGAUGCUAAAGCUAAUAAUGGUGUUUGCCCCUUUGCCAGCAUGGAUACAGAUGCUUAUGUGAGCGUACUCUCUGAUGACGACAGUAGCGUUAGCAAUGCCUUUUUCAGCCUUAACUCAGGCAGUGCUUACGCGUCUGGUCACGACAGUCGUGCCGGCCCCAUUAAAGAUCUUCUGCACGUGCCUCAGUCUACUCAGCUUUUCAACAGCCUCCUGUUCGAAAGUGCUGAAUCGGAGAAUUACCACUCCUGCAACUCUCAGCAACGCCAUGUGUCUCUUUGUUCCCAGCGCUCCCUUCCCUUAAUAACAGAAAAGGACCCCAUGGAACAACUCAUUGCGGCUUAUGAUCUCGCUGUAAAAACUAGGCCCUCAGAAGACCACUGUAUAAAAAAUGAGCAAAUUCACAACUCCGGAGAAGAUAGUACAUCGCAGUUGGACUUUUCAGCAUUGUCUGUGCUGACUAGUCCGCCUACACUACCAAAAAGCAUGAGCUCUCCACUGUCUUCGCCCACUAAUGUUACCACCCAGGAAGUCCUUUCAGUGCAGACUGACUGCAUGACCCAAGAAGUCGUCUCGGGUCACUCUUCAUCACCGUUGAAACCGAUAGAUGACUUCAUGGCAAACAUCACAGAGAAAGACGACCUCUUACCAGAUGACCUUUGGAAAGACAAGGUCAUGUCAGAACACUGGCCUUCAGUAGAAGCCAUGGUAGCAUGUGAUCCGAUCACUGAACCAAUGCCAAAUUAUGACUUCACAGACGGGGUGGUGCCAAAUUCUGACCUGACUCCGAGAGAGAUGCCAAAGUCUGCACUAUUGCAAGAGGUCCCAGCAGCCAGAGAUGGGGAGAUGAAUCCUUUAGUUGAUGAAGGAGUUGAUGCAUUUCCAACAUCUUCAGACUCUGCGUCUGCUUUUUCUAUGCAAAGUGGAGUUCAAGAGUUGAUCGCUUUCCCAGUUGACUGGGCCAACUUUGACAAGUUGGCAGUAUCUGGUACUACAGGAGAAAAUAAGGAAAUGUCUAAAGCAGGGCCCUCACGAUUAAACAACGGUUGGGUCUCAACUUCAUCUUGUUUUAGCCCAAUGGCCUUUGAUCCUAAUCGUGCCCACCGAUGGUCUGUAUCCGGCCAGGUAGGCAGUCCCUGGUCUGACCAAUCACAGCCUGACCUUAUUGAAGGCAUGUGCAAUGAAACGCCACCCUCAUCAUCCAUAUCUCAGGACUUUGUGUUUACACAUUUGCACUCUCAUUGCCCUCAAACAGACAUGCCUCUUGAGGCGGACAAUAAAGAGUCACUGCCUAAUCUAUCAGAAAACGCUCGAGUCUUGAGUACAGACGGUGAAAACUUCCCCCACGCUGUAGCACCUUUGUUUAGCAGCGGCCAAUCCAAUGCAUGGAAAAUGGAGGCUGUGCCAACCGUGAGAAAAGACCUUAAAUUGACCCUCAAACAUGCCACGCAGUCUCUCUCGCCCCUAGCUGCCUCUACCCCUGCUGCAGACCCCUUUCCCUUGCCUUUCUCCGCUACUCCCCCUGCUCUGGUAACCUCACCUUAUGCCGCCCCCUCACCCAUUGCCAGUGAUAUGAUUGGUGCACCGCAGGCAGUCUUUCCCCAGGAGAAUCAGCAGGCAUCCAAUCAGAUUGCCAGUCCACAUCCUGUGAAGCCCCUGACGCCGCCGGGAGAGGAGAGGAAAUCAGAGAGCCGAUCUGUACUGGAGAAGCUCAAAUCCACAAUCCACCCAGGCCGCAAUCAGGACGGGGAAAAGAAGAGCCUGGUGGAGGGCGGGGGCUCCUACUACCACCUGAACCACAGUGAGCUGGUCUCGCUGCUGCUUCAGCGGGAGUCGGACCUGCAGCGCGAGCGGGCGGAGUUCGAGCGACGCGGCACCCUCCUGGAGAAGCGGGAGGCGGAGCUGCGCAAGACCCGCCUCCUGAUCCGCGACCUGGAGGACUACAUCGACCGGCUGCUCGUCCGCAUCAUGGACGAGAAACCUACGCUGCUGCAGGAUACACACACAUGAAAAAGACUCUCGAUCCGAUCCGACCCGACAUCCCGCCCCCUCCCUUCUCUGACGUUUGCAGCCCGAUGUCUGCCUGAUGAAGUGUCCAUCCGAAAACUUCUCUUCGAAAACACCACCACUUACCGUCACCACCACCACAACACGCGUCCUGGGUAGUGUUUGCUGCACUGCUGUCACAAAAGUUGGCAUACUUUUGCAUAGAGCUUUGCUCCUUAGCCUUCACAUGCACACGCACACACACACACACAGACACACACACACACACACACACACACACACACACACACACACACACACACACACACACACACACAUAAAUAAAUGGGCACAGCCGGGAGGUUAUUGAGUUGGUGUACUCACAUGUACUCACACACUUGCUGGCAUAUAGGGAGGAGGGUUGGUGAGAGGGUAGAGGGUGUUGUUGCAGGUCCGUCAGGUAACACAAGUGAGGGAGUAUACUACAUGUAAUAUGGGAUUGUAGCCAAGAAAGGGGAGUGGGUUUAAGUGUGCCCACCCUCUUUUGUUUGUUUUCUAAUUGGUUGAAUUCUGUAUCAGCCUGACCUUUUUGAUUGGAGCAUUUUUUUGUCUCUGCCUGCCUCUGAUUGGUCCGUCUCAAAAACUUUCUCUCCAUGGGGCUUCACUCUCGCAGCUGUAAACCAAAACCAGGGUCUCAUAACUUACAUGUGCAUACAAACCCUCUGAAAGACAUAACAGAACACACAUAUUCUCAACAAGCCAGGUGAUUUGGGUGAUUGGGGAAAGUGCCCUCUGCCAUCUUUAAAAAAAAACACAAAAAAAAACGAAUCAAUCACGCUUGUUUUCCAAAAGCUGUCAUAUUGCCAAGCCAUGUGUCAUCACACACACACACACACACACACACACACACACAAGCUCCACUUGCUGCUCUGGCCCUGGCGAUAAGGGUCAGGAUGACAGUGUGUGAUUUAUUGAUUUCUAUAUGUGUGUCUAUGUCUGUCUGUCUGCUGUGUGUGUGAGAAUGAAUGCAUUCAUUCUCGACUCGGGAAUGCAUUCAUUUAAAUUGCUGCUCCUCCACGCUUAAAGCAGAGGAAGAAUCGAACCUGCUGGCACUUAACACUCCUGUUCCCCCCUGCCCCUGCUAAUGUGUCUGUAUUUGCUUCCCCCACACCCCUUUGCUUUAGAUACUCCCCUAUUCCUUUUCCUAUCUCUGCCCCAUAUCUCUGCAUUCGCUCUCUGUGCCUCUUUAGACACCCCCUCUACCCCUACACUCCCCCCCUUCCCCCUCUUGCUCUGCGCCAUACUUCCUUAUUGCCUGCCUUCUCCAUUUCUUCUUUCCAUGCUUAAUUUUCUGGCCUGACUGGACUCUCUGCAACAGCGCCCUCUGCUGUCUGUCUGCUUGUCUUGUCGCUCCCAGACUGUGUUCCGACAAUAGGUUUGGUUUGGCCAGGCUGGGCGAUUGGCAAUGAUGGGCAACCUGAAUUCAUAGGUUUACAAUCCUGUACCACGUAUGUUAAAUGACUUGGCUCUCCAUGUCCAGGUCAACCAGCUGAUUUGCCCUGAUUAACUCUUUAACGGCCAUGGUGGCAUGUGGAGGCCAGGUGAUUAGGGCAAGCAGGGCCGCAGACAGCUUUCGCUGGGCCCAGGGCAAAGUCAUCUGAAAGGGCCCCCUACCCAAUACAUACAAUGUAAUGGGGACCCAAUUCAGGGCCCCGUAUCUGCGGGGUCCAGGGACAACAUUCCCGUUUGUCCCCCCCUGUCAGCGGGCCUGAGGGCAAUCACCUGGUUGCAUUGGACGGGUAAAACCAGGUAGUUUGGAAUAUGUGGCACUGGACUGCAUUUCUUGAAACCGUAGUUGCUAACUUAUGUUGGCUACUUUGCUGUUUGCAAUGCGAUUCCCCAUUGACAACCUACUAAGUUGCUAACUGGCUAACAACUACUACGCUUUCGAACGCAGAAGCACAGCCCUGGAUUGUAGUCGCUAAUGAAUGCAGGUUGCUCAUUACUGGUGAUAUGGGGCCCAGUAGCUAUGUAAACCCGACCAGGUUUCAACCAGAGUUGGGCACUAUGGGGAACCCACGCCUCUGUGAAAAGAAAAAUGCCAACUGCUGCCUUACUGUAUUUACUUGUUACCGUCUGUUUCUCAGCCCACCACUCGUUCGGCACCUCACAGCAGAUGGUAUAAUACUGCAAAUUUUUCAGCAGAAUUUGGGACGAGGCUUGUGGUAGACCCCUCAAAACAAAAGCCCGUCCCUCGACUGUUACAAGGUUUUCCGAGACACACACAAGUCAAAGGGGGGAGUGAAAAACAACAAAAGAAAAAGCCUUAGAAAGAGGAGAGACAACACAACAUCUUUUACUAAUAAUGAAGUGAAUGACCGAAAUACCAAAUAGAUGCUUUAUUAUUAAAGAAAUGCUUGAUUGGGGGGGGGGGGGGCCUAGCGCAGUGUGGGGGUUUGUGUGAUCAGUCAUCACCUUGAAAUGACUCUUAAAAUGCAGUUGUGUACAGAUGAUGCUUGUUUUUUAUGUUCAAUGUUAAUCCAUGCUUCUCUUGAUACUAGUCUAAUGUUAUAGCUCCUAGAGCUGUGUGGUAGAGGUCUGCCGUAAUUGUCCCGCCUCACUGCACUGACGAGCAGGCCGAGGCCAAGAUCUGAUUGGACAGCUAGGCUGUGCUGUAUUGUGGACAGCCAAUCGUGUUCAGCUGGUCCUCCGAAGAUGAAUAAUAAAUGACCCAGUAGGAGAUCACAAGAAUGUACUUUUCCUGGAGUUACAGUAUGUCAUAAUAAAAGGCCACUCUUGGCUUGUAGUGUUUGGGGCCUUUACAAAGCACCACCGUGUGGGCAAAGUGUCAACUAACUGUGGCUUGGCUGUUGUGAGUUAGUGGCGUCGUAGUCUCUCACUGGCCACCUGCUGUGUGGUGGUGAUGCUCGUGAACAUGUCCCCACUGAGGGGCCAAUCACCACAUUUGUGCUGGACCAAAAAUGAGCAAAGUCAAUGAAAUCAAUGCAAUGCACCUGCGCACUGAAAGUUGCAAUGAGUCUGGUUAGAACUGUGUCAUGGUGGGCAUGUGCAUUGUAGCACACACAUGGACUGAAAAUCAGAUUGUAUUCUGGUUAGGAAUGCGUUGUGUGCAUAUGCGUUGCAUACAUUUGCGAGGUUUUGAUUGUUUUUGCGCUGUCACGAACACGGUGACUGAGGCCAAGCUUUGGAAGCCUGCCUUCCUGUAGCAAGCACCUAAUUCCUAUUUGCACAGGCCUACCACUCAGCUAGAAGAAUUCAGUCUUACGCGUCUCAGUAAUCAUUUAAUAUGUAUUACAUGUGAACUAGCACUAAUGAAAGUAAUAAUAAAAUAAAUACCGUCUUCCCUUUUUAUUUUCCAAAUAAUGUUUCUAGUUUCACUGGAUUGUAUCGGUUGUUUGAUUGUAGUACGGUGGCCCAUGGGUUGUUCAGGUUGAGGAUGGAAAAGUUUACAGCUUUUAAAAUGGAGUCACAUCAGAUUUUAUAUAUAUAUUCAGUGAGUACACAUUAGAUUUCAAUUUCUUUUUGCUCAUUGUGUGUCAAACUUUGUGUUUGUUUGGUUUUGGUGUUUUAAAGAGUUGAGUGCACAGUUCUAAGCCUAAAAUUUAAUUAAUAAACAUAUUUACAUGUAUUUUGGGAGUUGCUUUCAGCUUUUUGUUCAGUUCUUUUGUUUUGCACAUAUUUGUCGGUAAGAGAUCACAUAGGUAUUGCUUAUUUGUACAUGAACUAAUAAAUUCUGUUUUACAAGGAGUAUUUUUGGCGUGUGCCGAUUUAAUGUAAAAUGAAGCUAAUAUUCAUUUUGCAAAUAAAUAUAUGCAAAGAGGAGUAUAGUUGUGUAGUGUAGAGCUGAAGUAUGCUUUCAUAUCCUGAUUGUCCAGAUGCUUCCUGAUGGCAGAAAAAGUACUGUAAGGAACAAGUACUGUAAGGAACAAGGUUCCGGCUGUGUCCGUGUUCUGAAUGUUGUAGCGACUGGAGUGUUUCUGAUGAUGGAUCUCAUUUUCCUCGAAGUAGUGCGACGUUUGAAGGGUAAUAGGUCUAGGUACUAAGUGUGGUUGAUGAACGGAAGUUCUUUUUGUAUUAAAUCGGUGACAAAGAAAAAGUACACUGUUCACAAAAGAAUCAGUGUGGAUGUUAACAAAGCCAUUGUUCAAGCUAAAUCAUUGAUUGCCAAAACUAACUCUCCACAAAUCAUCGCUCUUUAAUAAUUAUUUAGUUUUUUAUCACCCGAUCUUGUUAGUUCCGAUUUCUGACAUCGCUUUCAAUCUCUGCUACAUUUAGUUUUACCUCUUAAGGCAUACAGACAGGCCGCCGUAAACUUUAGGAUGUCUGUAAACACAUAAAACGAUGUAAACUCAUGAUGAACAAUGCAAGGGUACGGAUGAAUAUCAGCGACUGACUGAAGUCAUGUAUCCUUAUUGGAUGUAGCUCAUACUUAUCAGCCUUUGUGGUAGAAUGUAUCGCUCUUCUGGUUGUACAGUAACACCCCUCCAUCUCCAUGGAGGCUGAACGGGUUUAUCAAUCAGUACGCACGCACACACUCACACGGAUACACACACACACUCACACAGAUACUGUACAUGGACACAAAACGAGUCUACUCUGACAGGCUGUGGACAGAUGUGUAGGAUGAGUACUUUGAUCUGCUAUAUACACAAACCGAAUAAAAGAUAACUUUUGUAUUUGAUUUUUUUAUUUUGUUUUCAUCUUUUUUUGUGCGUCUUAAAUGGUCUCAAAGGUCUUCAUAGUGGCACAGUUUUUAAUCCAAUGAUUCUUUAUGAUCAAAGUUAUCUACUGUUGAAAACAAUGUAAAAGAAGAAAUGUAUGUAUGAUUCAAUAUGAACAGAACCAAUUGAUCAACAGUUCAGCCAAUACAUUUUGAGCUUGUGUGGAAAUUUCAACAUAGAAAAGCCAAACAAGUUCCUGCUUUGGUCUAAGGUCAAGGCACUAUUUUAGAAGGACAUGCUGUGUUUUGAUUUAGUCUACUUUAAUUUACUUCAAAUGACGUGGAUAUUACUCGCUGAAUUGUGGUAAGCCUAAAGUCUGCCCCUUUUGCGUUUUCACUUCAUUUGGACUAUUUUGAAAUGUUUAAAUUAAUGAACAGAUUGGUUAUUCAAGCCUGUCUAAAGCAGGAGAUGAAUGGGACGUGCAUUUGUGAAAUGGUCGAUUUGGGCGACAGACAUGCACCACUUGGCACAAAUACUGUGCUGUACUGGGUGGGAGGGAGUGGCAGUGGAGUAGCAGUGGAGUCUGCUCUCUCUGAUGAUGUUUUGGGUCAAACACUGUGUGUAAUGAUCUGUUUGAAUGCAACUCCCACACAAAGUGUCUGUACAAUAAAAUAAACCCUUUUCACUUUCGAAAUAAAGAUGAAAAUAUGUCAA